AUCUGUGCAGGUUCUGGUAUAAAAGGAUCGUUGAUUUCCGAAUGGCAUGGCCAGCUAAAGCGCGGAAUUUGAAAAAUCUGGUCAUAAUGAUAUCAUGGAAAGCCAGCCUGCUCUACUUCCAAUCACUAUGUAUGUCUCGAUCACACGCUUCUUGCCUUGAAGUCACUGAAACCUCAUCGAUGCAUCUGCCACGCUGGCAGGACCACCUCCAAAUCUUGAACAGAGACGAGUUAGACACGAGACUAGAGCAAGGAUAGAUGAGACGGGUAAUAAGACGUUCUGAUGAGGCUAUUCAGUUGUUCUUGGAGCGGAUAUCUGCGUAUAUAUAAGGUGAGAAUAUCGUUCGCUGUGAUCCACUGAUCCCCCGCAGUUUGAUAUUCUGCUGGAUUCUGCCAGCGGAAUUCUGCCAUCUGCCGGGUAGAACCGUUCAACCGGCCCUGCCAACCUGGCUGGCAGAAUGGCGGACUUCUGCCCACACAACUUACAAUGAUAUUCUAUCAUCCAAGUUUUAGUCACUCUCCUGUGUAAAAAUAUAAAG
Molecule: messenger RNA, 538 nt
Organism: Suillus discolor
Lineage: Eukaryota; Fungi; Basidiomycota; Agaricomycetes; Boletales; Suillaceae
Exons: 3
Coding region: 42-257 (71 amino acids)
Source: RefSeq, a predicted model, not a curated record